Messenger RNA from Mercenaria mercenaria, 5133 nucleotides. RefSeq names its product endoplasmic reticulum chaperone BiP-like. NCBI's taxonomy places the organism in Eukaryota, Metazoa, Mollusca, Bivalvia, Venerida, Veneridae. The transcript has 6 exons. Gene Ontology annotation, molecular function: ATP-dependent protein folding chaperone; heat shock protein binding; misfolded protein binding. The record is from RefSeq and is a predicted model, not a curated record. The coding region runs from base 325 to 2322 and encodes 665 amino acids. Gene Ontology annotation, cellular component: endoplasmic reticulum lumen; nucleus; cytoplasm. Gene Ontology annotation, biological process: protein refolding; cellular response to unfolded protein; endoplasmic reticulum unfolded protein response.
UUUUGUUCUGAUUUUCAACCGUUAUAAGAAACACCACCCGUCAUAUUGACCUCACUUCCGGGUGGAAGUUGGGGAAAUACGUGUCUUUUACGGGGACUUCGACGUAGACCAAUCAAAAUCCUACACACAGAAAUAGUCGACCAAUCGGAAACUAACACGACGAAGAAUCGAGAAGAAGUACAGCGUUGUGUAUUAACAUCGUCACAUCCGAGAAAUUUCACUAACAGUUUGGACACGAAUAUAACACGAUAGUCGUCAUAAAUUGUUAUUCAACAGUGAUAAACUUAAAGAAUAAUUUAUAAGGAAACAUAAAAAAGCUAAGCUAUGAAAAAGUAUAUACCUUUGUGCUGUGCAGCACUGCUACUGUUUGCUGCAGUUGUGAGGGCUGAUGAUGGAGAGAAUGGAGAUGAACAAAAAAAGAAGGAAGAUGUAGGAACUGUUAUUGGAAUUGAUUUGGGCACAACAUACUCAUGUGUUGGUGUUUACAGAAACAAGCGUGUUGAAAUCAUUGCCAACGAUCAGGGAAACCGUAUUACACCCUCAUACGUGGCCUUUACUGAGGAUGGUGAACGUCUCAUUGGUGAUGCUGCUAAGAACCAGCUAACCAGCAAUCCAGAGAAUACCAUCUUUGACGUAAAGCGUUUUAUUGGUAGAAAGUGGGAAGACCCAUCAGUUCAACAUGAUGUAAAAUAUUACCCAUUCAAGGUUGUCAACAAGAACAGCAAACCUCAUGUUGAAGCUAAGGUGAAGGGAGACAAGAAAUUAUUCGCUCCAGAAGAAAUCUCCGCCAUGGUUCUCGGAAAGAUGAAGGAGGUCGCAGAAGAUUAUCUCGGAGAAACCGUCAAGAAUGCUGUGGUUACUGUACCUGCCUACUUUAAUGAUGCUCAGAGACAGGCAACAAAAGAUGCUGGUGCUAUUGCUGGUCUCAAUGUCAUGAGAAUUAUCAAUGAGCCAACUGCAGCUGCUAUAGCUUAUGGUCUUGACAAGAAGGAAGGAGAGAAAAACAUUCUUGUGUUUGAUCUCGGUGGUGGUACCUUUGAUGUCUCUAUUCUCACCAUUGAUGAUGGUGUAUUUGAAGUAUUGGCUACCAAUGGGGAUACUCACCUUGGUGGUGAAGACUUUGAUCAGCGUGUUAUGGAACAUUUCAUGAAGUUGUACAAGAAGAAGAAGGGUAAAGACAUCAGAAAGGACAACCGCUCCGUUCAGAAACUCCGUCGAGAGGUCGAGAAAGCCAAGAGAGCAUUGUCCUCCCAGCAUCAGACCAAAAUAGAAAUUGAAUCUCUGUAUGAUGGUGAAGACUUCUCUGAAUCUCUGACCAGAGCCAAAUUUGAAGAAUUGAACAUGGAUUUGUUCCGAUCUACAUUAAAACCAGUCCAGAAGGUUAUGGAAGAUGGAGACUUGAAGCAAAGUGAUGUUAAUGAAAUUGUCUUGGUCGGUGGAUCCACCAGAAUUCCUAAAGUUCAACAGCUUGUCAAGGAGUACUUCAACAACAAGGAACCAAGCAGAGGAAUCAAUCCUGAUGAAGCUGUUGCUUAUGGUGCUGCUGUCCAGGCUGGCGUACUGAGUGGACAAGAAGACACCAGCGACCUUGUCCUUCUCGAUGUCAACCCUCUUACUAUGGGUAUUGAAACUGUUGGCGGAGUCAUGACCAAGCUUAUCCCAAGAAACACUGUCAUCCCAACCAAAAAGGCCCAGAUCUUCUCAACUGCUGCAGAUAACCAGCCCACAGUGACAAUUCAGGUGUUUGAAGGUGAACGUCCAAUGACAAAAGACAACCACUUGCUUGGAAAAUUUGAUCUGACCGGAAUUCCACCAGCACCAAGAGGAGUCCCACAGAUUGAAGUCACAUUUGAAAUUGAUGUGAAUGGUAUUUUAAGGGUUACUGCUGAAGAUAAGGGUACUGGAAGUAAGAACCAGAUUACUAUCCAGAAUGACAACAACAGGCUGUCACCUGAAGACAUAGAAAGAAUGAUAAAUGACGCUGAAAAAUACGCUGCUGAAGAUGAAGCUUUGAAAGGCAAAGUUGAAGCUAAGAAUGAACUUGAAAGUUAUGCUUAUAGUUUGAAAAAUCAAAUUGGUGAUAAAGAAAAGUUGGGAGCUAAGCUUAGUGACGAAGAUAAAGAAACCAUUGAAAAUGCUCUUGAUGAAAAAAUUAAAUGGUUAGAAUCAAAUCCUGAUGCAGAAACUGAAGAAUAUAAAGCACAAAAGAAAGAACUUGAUGAAGUUGUGCAACCAAUCAUGAGCAAACUAUACCAAGGUGCUGGUGGUGAGGGUGGUGCCCCACCCACCCAGCAGGAGGAGGGUGAUCAUGACGAGUUGUAAGGCUUGUGUAACUUAGGGAUAUCAUUAUGUCUCCCCCAGGAGACAUAUUGUUUUUGCCCCGUCCGUCCGUCUGUCCGUCCGUCCGUCCGUACGUCACACUUCAUUUCCGAGCAAUAACUGGAGAACCAUUUCACCUAUCACCUUCAAACUUCAUAGGGUUGUAGGGCUGCUGGAGUAGACGACCCCUAUUGUUUUUGGGGUCACUCCAUCAAAGGUCAAGGUCACGGGCCUGAACAUUGAAAACCAUUUCCGAUCAAUAACUAGAGAACCACUUGACCCAGAAUGUUGAAACUUCAUAGGAUGAUUGGUCAUGAAGAGUAGAUGACCCCUGUUGAUUUUGGGGUCACUCCGUCAAAGGUCAAGGUCACAGGGGCCUGAACAUUGAAAACCAUUUCCAAUCAAUAACUAGAGAACCGCCUGACCCAGAAUGUUGAAACUUGAUAGGAUGAUUGGUCAUAAAGAGUAGAUGACACUUAUUGAUUAUGGGAUCACUCCGUCAAAGGUGAAGGUCACAGGGGCCUGAACAUUGAAAACCAUUUCUGAUCAAUAACUAGAGAACCACUUGACCCAGAACGUUGAAACUUCAUAGGAUGAUUGUACAUGCAAAGUAGAUGACCCCUAUCGAUUUUGGGGUCACUCCAUUAAAGGUCAAGGUCACAGGGGCCUGAACAUUGAAAACCAUUUCCGGUCAGUAACUUGAGAACCACUUGACCCAGAAUGUUGAAACUUAAUAGGAUGAUUGAUCAUAAAGAGUAGAUGACCCCUAACGAUUUUGGGGUCACUCUGUGAAAGGUCAAGGUCACAGGGGCCCGCACAUUGAAAACCAUUUCCGGUCAAUAACUUGAGAACCACUUGACCCAGAAUGAUGGAACUUCAUAGGAUGAUUGGGUAUGUAGAGUAGAUGAACCCUAACGAUUUUAGGGUCACUCUGUUAAAGGUCAAGGCCACAGGGGCCUGAACAUGGAAAACCAUUUCCAAUCAAUAACUUGAGAACCUCUCGACCCAUAAUGUUGAAACUUCAUAGGAUGAUUGUACAUGCAGAGUAAAUGACCCUUAUUGUUUUUGGGCUCACUCCGUUAAAGGUCAAGGUCACAGGGGCCUGAACAUUGAUAACCAGUUCCGAUCAAUAACUUGAGAACCACUUGACCCAGAAUGUUGAAACUUCAUAGGAUGAUUGAACAUGCAGAGUAGAUUACCCCUAUUGAUUUUGGGGUCAGUCUAUUAAAGGUCAAGGUCACAGUGGCCUGUUCAUGUAAAAUCAUUUUUUGGAAAUAACUUGAGAACCACUUAACCUACAAUGUUGAAACUUUAUAGGAUGAUUGGACAUGCAUAGUACAUGACCCCUAUUUAUUUUGAGGUCACUUGAUCAAAGGUCAGGGUCACAGGAACCUGAACAGUGACUUGAGAACCACUAGGCCACGAGUGUUGAAAUUUAGCGGGAUGACUGGACAUGCCAAGUAGAUGAUCCCUAUUGCAGCCAACCAUCAGUGUCUCUUUGACUGUCGCUCCUGACCCCUAUUGACUUCUUGCCUAUAGGACUUUGCAUUGGGGGAGACAUGUGCUUUUUUACAAAAGCAUUUUCUAGUUAUCUAUAUCGUUAUUUAUCAUUUAUCAUCUGGGUAGUUUGCAUUAUUGGGGUAGUUUCCAUUGCAUUGAAGAUGGAGUAUACAGGUGAACAGGACUGCAUACUCAAAAGUAUGUGAUAGGCAAAGUGCAGGGAUACCGAUCCCAAGUUAGUCGUUUAUUACAAUGCAUGCUGAGGGAAAGAACUCUAUGUAGUUCUAUGUGAUAUUGACCUGAAAAUGUUACAGCAAUCUGUCUGACAGAACAUUGUUGUCAGUUCUCAGUCAUUGUGUGCUCAUUGUUUCGUAAAACAGUUCAUACAACAGUAGUUCUGUUGAAAUCUCUUAAAAUGUCAAAAAUUGUUCAAAUUGGAUUUUCACUUUUAAAUUUUCUGUUGUAUAAAGAUCUGUUAGUUCAUGGGGACCAUUAAGUUAACCUGACACAGAAACAUUUAUUUUCAAGAGUUCUGUUCAUUCAUCACUUCAUGUGUAGAUGCUACAUUUUUAUGAAUGUCUGACGAACAACUUGGCAUAUUUAUAACUCAUUCAGUAUUUGGUAAUAAGCAACUUUAUUGACCCAUCGAUGGGGUAUAACUUUGCUAGGAAGGCCUUUAAACAGUUUUGUUUCAAAGGUUUUGAAAGGAUCGGUGCAUAAUCAUAUUUUUGAACUUGCUUUUUGUUUUGUAUGAACAGUGAUGCUUAGUGCUAACUCUUAAAUUAUUUUGUUAAUGUAAAUACAUUGUAGUUCAGUGUGAAUCAGGUCAGGUAUAAUUUUAAUUGAAAAAAAAUCAUUCCCAUCUAUUUGUCCUGCAAUCACUUGUUAAAAUUGUUGUUUGAAUUCAUGAACGCUUUUCAGUGAAGAUAUGCUUUGUUUGAUUUAUAUAUAGCAACAAUUGUCUGUCAUCGAUUAAAAUGUUGGCAUAUGCAUAUCAAUUAUGUGUAUGUUUUAUAUGUGUUUUAUAUUUUAGACAAAAAAACCUGGUUGAAUUUGUACUUUCAUUUCCAUAUGUAACUGAAUUUAUAAAGUAUUUCCUAUUGUUUAAACGUUUCAAACGUUUGAGGGGGAAAAGUUGUGUAAACGACUCCCAUUUCAUUAGAAUACAUGGAUGAAUGUUGCAAAAGUUUAUGUAUAAAUGUUGAAGAGGCUGUAUAGUUUUUGACAAAACAGUUUUGUGAUAAUAGUAUGUUGAAUUUUUUUGUGACAUGUUGUAUUGAACUAUUGACAAAAUAAAAAUGAAAAUACCAAGUA